UCCACGAGUUGAAGGGAACCGAAGAGGAUGACUUUGUCGGAGAUCGAGGCGAAGUUCGCCUCCAUGUUCGCCGUAGGCGUGGGGAGCUUCGUCGUGGGCAUGAUCCCCAUCUGCUUCGCAGCUCGAGGUCGCGAGGUUCGGAGGAAGCUGCUCCUGUCGUCCUUGCUCUGCUUCGGGGGAGGAGUCCUUCUGGCCACCGCCUUGUUGCACAUGCUCCCGGAAAUCCGAGAGACUCUUCCCGACUAUGCCGAGCUGAUGUUCUGCUGUGGCUUCCUCUUCCUCUACCUGGUGGACGAGACCGUGCAUUACUUCUGGGGAACCGAUGUAGAAUCUCCGAGGAAUGGCAAUAAUAACGAGACACCAUGCCAAGAAAGGACUCAGGACGAAAGACGGUGUCAACAAAGUCGCCAAGGAUCCAGCAUCAGCCAGGUGGAUUAUUCGGUAAUGUGCAAAAACAACGUCCCACCAGCAGCGCAGCAGCCAUAUUUAAAUUUCUCAUUCGAGCCAAACAUUAGGAGCAACAUUGCUCCGCAACAUGUAAAAAACACGCAUUAUGGGAGUAUAGUUGUACCUUCGCACGUUCCAUCGUGCUGCACCAGUGGAGAGACUUUGCUAUGCCAUGGUAACCAUACGGAACCUUGUGCCAAAAGCAAUACCGGAAUAAUGGGACUCCUCGUGGCAUUGACUUUACAUGCCGUUUUGGAGGGACUUGCCAUUGGCCUGCAAAACGAAUCCGUAGAGGUACUGCUACUUGUAGGAGCUGUUGCAUCGCACAAGCUGGUCGUGGGAUUCUGUUUGGGAUUGGAACUGAUCGGAUCGGCGACUUCUCUUCUGAAGUACGUCGUAGCGAUGUCCUUAUUUUCUGGGGGAUCCUCCUUGGGCAUCGGGAUAGGCAUGUGGACCUCUCGGGUGCACGAACAAUGGACGACGGUGGUGAUACCAGUCAUGAGCGGCUUGGCAGGAGGAACUCUGCUUUAUGUGACUGUCAGUGAAGUUCUGCCAAGAGAGAGAGCAAAGUGGCACAAAAGUAGUCGUCGAUCAGCUGGCAUAGUGCAGUUCCUCGCCGUCCUUUGCGGCUUUUUCCUGAUAUUCCUCCUCAACAAGUACAUGGAAUCCGCCCACUCGAUUAAGGGAAAGGCAUGAUGGAUGUCGAUAAGGAGGGUCGCUGACUAAAUUCGAUAACGAGGCAAUUUAGUGGAGUCAUGUGUACUAGUUCAGACGUUCGGCUGUGAUUUGGUCUUCAGAAAG
This is a messenger RNA of Orussus abietinus, 1248 nucleotides long. RefSeq lists its product as uncharacterized. The record is from RefSeq and is a predicted model, not a curated record. Gene Ontology annotation, molecular function: zinc ion transmembrane transporter activity. Gene Ontology annotation, cellular component: plasma membrane. Gene Ontology annotation, biological process: zinc ion transmembrane transport. The transcript has 5 exons. Bases 28 to 1143 code for a protein of 371 amino acids. Lineage: Eukaryota; Metazoa; Arthropoda; Insecta; Hymenoptera; Orussidae.